Symbiodinium sp. CCMP2456 is the source of this 2094-nucleotide messenger RNA. The record is from the annotation of a GenBank genome assembly. NCBI's taxonomy places the organism in Eukaryota, Dinophyceae, Suessiales, Symbiodiniaceae.
AUGCUUCGCAGGGUGGCGGCUUUGACACCUGUGCUGCUCCUGUUUUGUUCACCGACAGUGGCAGAGAAUUCAGAGGAGGCCUACUUUGAUGCACUUGCCAUCCACCUCGGCAAAAAUGCGUCCCUGGCACCAUCCACGCCUUCCAUGCGUGGAACACGUCGAGGCCACUGCACGCAAUCGAACCUCUACAACUGCAUGGGCAACACGAAUUGCUGUGACCCAGCAGCUAAAUGCUUCGCAAAAGAUGCGAAAGUGGCAGUUUGCAAGACGCAGUGCACUCCAGGAAUCCACCUAGACGAUCCCGCACAGUGGCAGACUCCAUGGUCCUGCGACAUCGUCGGUUCUGGCCGGAAUAGCGUUGCGGUCUCGGGCCAAAGCGAAAGCGAAGGCCGAUGCUCCACAAGCUACAGAGGCAACUGCCUAAACAAUCCGAAUUGCUGUGAUGGAUCCUUCACCUGCUUUGAGAGGGAUUCGGACUAUGGUGCUUGUCUUCCCAGUUGCCGUGCCGGGAUUCACUGGCAAGAUCCUCCACAGUACAGAUUUCCAUGGUCCUGCAGGGCGGUUUACCCUGGAAAUCCGAGUCCGCCUCCGCCGCCGGCGCCAAGUCCGGGAGGAGGGCAGUGCUCGGCCUCAUAUUCGGUGAACUGCAAGUGGAAGCCGGUCUGUUGCGAAUCGGGCUUCCAAUGCUACGAGAAGAACGGUGGCUACGGCGCUUGUUUGCCGUAUUGCAACCCUGGCCUCCAUGCAUCGGAGCCAGUGCAAUGGCGAACUCCCUGGACCUGCAGACUUCUUUCACCCGGCGGUUCCCCGGCACCACCGCCCCCGCCCCCGCCCCCUCCCACCCCUCCGCCGACCCCUCCUCCCCCACCGCCGACUCCCCCGCCAGCGGCGUGCACAGGCUCCUACGUUCAUAACUGUGUGAGCAAUCCCAGCUGCUGUGAUGCCUCCUUCACGUGCUACGAGAAGGGCAACGGCUAUGGAGCCUGCCUUCCCUCCUGCCAGCCAGGCAUACACUGGGCAGAACCUCCCCAGUACCGGACGCCAUGGUCGUGCCGAGUUCUGGGAGGUUCACCAGCACCUCCUCCCCCUCCUCCCCCUCCUCCGACUCCUCCCCCACCCCCUCCUACUCCAGCCCCUACGCCUGCACCACAGUGCUCGGCCAGCUACUCUGACAACUGCUUGAGUAAGCCGACAUGCUGUGACCCAGCCAUGACUUGCUUCAUGAAGGAUUCAGCCUAUGGGCAGUGCUUGCCCUUCUGCGUUCCUGGCAUCCACUGGAACGAUCCACCUCGGUAUCAGACUCCUUGGGCCUGCACACCCGUAGGUGAUCCCUUGGAGAUUCCCUUUGCUGAACAGUCGCUACACAGUCCCAGCGGUGCCGACCUCCUUACCUUUCAUAUGUACCGAGCCCAAGGGCACAGCAGUUACCCGCCACUCAAUGUGAACACCGGGAACCUGGCUGGUAUCAUGUGGUACAUUCAGAAUGAAGUUGUCUCUGGCGCAUACGGUUCUGGCAACAAGUUCGGCAUCGAGAGGAUCCGCCGCUUCAAGGUCCAGAUGAAGGCGACGCAGCCUUUGAUCAAUGCUGGCAUGAACUUUGGUGUGCGUGUGGCAUUCGACUUCGGAAACUGCACCGGGCCAUCCUGCAUUUACGAUUGGAAGCAUUAUGGCUACAACAUUGGAUGUAACAACCUUGGCUCUUUUCCUUUUCCGAAGUACGAAACCUACUACCCUGGAGGAGUUUGGUACAGCCUGCCAGGGGCCUGCCCACAAAUGCCAUACUACAGUCAAACUCCGCGGUGCGAACAGCUGCAGCCGGGCGGCAAGUGUGGCAGCCCAACGGGAUCUGGAGACUGCACCUGGAGCUACGAGGAUGAAGGUGAGCAGAUCUGGCUUGGCGACGUUUACGGGGCCAGCAACAGCAGCAUGCAGCAGUUUUGGAACAACAGCAAUUCUACAACCGCAAAUGAGUUCAAGAUCAAGAUUGUGCGGGACCUGUUUGAGAAGAAGUAUGGUGCGGAGCUGCCAAACCCGCCAUGCGAUUUCAACUUCCAGGAGUUCUAUCAAGGACAGGAUCCCUCGACGCUGUUGUAG